Messenger RNA from Suillus discolor, 1212 nucleotides. RefSeq lists its product as uncharacterized. The transcript is spliced from 7 exons. Lineage: Eukaryota; Fungi; Basidiomycota; Agaricomycetes; Boletales; Suillaceae. Bases 274 to 1113 code for a protein of 279 amino acids. Gene Ontology annotation, biological process: mycotoxin biosynthetic process. The record is from RefSeq and is a predicted model, not a curated record.
AAUGGCCUCUCUGCAGUCUCAGGCUGGAGAUCUCCGACUUGCCAGUACAUACGACCGUUGUGGCAUCAUGAUCACCUGGCAUCACAAAAGCGUCACUCCCAUCUGCAUAUAUCCACACCGGUUCUCGCACUGCCAGCCAGGCCUAUGCUUCCCCUUCCUGCGCUCCGCUAAGGGCAUGAUCGAAAUUAAUACAUAUCCUAAAUAUUUCUCGCAUCUGCCCUUGCGUAUCCUCAACUAUCCACACACCGAGUUCAUCGAAGUUCCCUCAGGGUCAUGGUCAAAGAUUCCUCGGAGUACAUUCCUGUCGACGCUGUUGACUAUGGUAAUAAGGAGGAAUCAUUUGAUGAUGCAGAAAGGUUCGGUGCAGGACCUCGUCCUAAGUUGUAUAGUAGCCUUCGCGUGUGGCCUCUGGUGAGCCAUGGCGCGUUGUUAUGCACAUCGAUACUAUUUUUCGCGCUAUGGAUUGGCACGCCUUCACCCCACCUGCAUGACGACAUUCCUGUAUACUCUCCAGCAAGUGGUGCUGUUGAAUCUACGAUCGUAAGAUUCAACGGAACGCUCGACUUUCCUUCUGUCUAUCGUGGCCCUCCUUCCCAAGAAAUUGAUGCCGUUUGGGCCAGAAUAACUCAUGAUGUACCACCAACUCGGAUGUCACUUGAGGAGAUUCUCAAAGCCGGCGAAGUAGAUACUCCUUCCAAGGUCAAAUAUCCACCCGAAUUUGGUGGGGGUUUCAUGGUAUCCAUGGAAGCCCCUCACCAACUCCACUGUCUGAAUUUACUUCGUAAAGCCUCGUGGCCCCAGUAUUACGGGCCCAUAGAUCCUUCGUUCCAGGAUACGCCCGAAGUAGUCCGCAUGCAUCUUGAUCAUUGCAUUGAAAUGCUCAGGCAGAAUACCAUGUGUAAUGCCGACGUGACGACGAUAACAUGGGACUGGGUUGAUGGACACAAAAUCCCAUACCCUAACUUCAACACUCGCCACCAAUGCAGGGAUUUCGAGAAAGUAUUGGACUGGACUGCCGAGCAUGCCGUUCAUAUCCCUCGAUCAGCGGUUACUCGCUUCAGAGAUACAAUUGACAUCCCCUUACCCCCCCAUCUGAUGCACAAUGAUGUAUAGGGAAUGACGUGCUCCUUGCUCAUUACAUACAUUCACGAGUACUUAUCUUGCAAUGAUCAAGAGUACAUCAAUGACAUAGGAAUACCCUGAAAUUGCCCA